AUGACGUCCAUCCUCCACCUCCCGUCGGAAGUAAUCAUCAGCAUCUUCCAGUACUUGACCCCACGAGAAACGCUAGCCCUCAUCAAAAGGCUCAAGCUGCACCAGCAUGAGUUCAGAAUCAAGAUGAUCAUCAACUUGAUGUACCAACGGUUGUUCAACGGCAAGGUGAUGAUCGUCAACGAAGUGCCCAAGGAUAAGCUUCUUGGCGACACCCUUUUGACGGUGUCGUCGUUCGAGGAAAUCUUCAAGGUUGACUGCUACGAAAACCAUCUCUUCAAAGACAUUCGUCCCAACAGCAUCGAGUUCAAGUUCACCAGACAAGCCAACGACUACUCGACCUUUAUCCACAACCUCUACGAGUUUAACCAGUUGUUGGAGGCCAGGAACUGUGGUAGCGAUCUGGUGACCGCAUACUUGGACAAAACGCUCCAAAUGACGUUCUACGCGGAUGCCAACUUGAUCAUGGUGGAAAACCCUACCUCGUUGUCAGCCAUCAUGAUCAAGGUGUUGAUCAACUUGGCCACCCAUCCAGCUAUGGCCCACAAGUUCGAUCUGGUGGCCAUCAAGUCGACCGAUAUCGGCAACAUCUACGUUUCCCAGUGGGGCCAGCUCUUUGCCAAGUUUGGCAACUUGCACGAGCUCGACCUUUCCGACAAUAUGAUACGGAACUACUACGACGAUGCCUGUGACGUGCUCACCAAGUUCAAGUUCCCCAGGGGGCUCAAAAAGCUCACUCUCAACAACAACCAGUUGACCACCGUUUCACGCGAGUUCAUCAAGGCACUUCCUCCUUCCCUUGAAGAGCUCCUGUUGAGCAACAAUCGCAUCAGCGAAGUUUGUCCUGGCAUCGUCCCCUUCCGGGUCCGCGGCCAUCUUCCAAAGCUCAGGCUGUUGGACUUGAGCUUCAACUAUGCACCUGGCAUCGAUCUCCGCAUGUUCUGCACCACCACCGACCUUGAUAUAGACCUUCGGGAAACAGGCAUCUCCCGGGAAAUAGCUGUUCGGGCAGCGCAAGCGUUGGGGUUCACGCUAGCAUGA
Molecule: messenger RNA, 1038 nt
Organism: Suhomyces tanzawaensis NRRL Y-17324
Lineage: Eukaryota; Fungi; Ascomycota; Pichiomycetes; Serinales; Debaryomycetaceae
Exons: 1
Coding region: 1-1038 (345 amino acids)
Cellular component (GO): cytoplasm
Molecular function (GO): protein binding
Source: RefSeq, a predicted model, not a curated record